Messenger RNA from Amoebophrya sp. A25, 10483 nucleotides. NCBI's taxonomy places the organism in Eukaryota, Dinophyceae, Syndiniales, Amoebophryaceae. The record is from the annotation of a GenBank genome assembly.
AUGCAAGCUCCCGAAUAGGUUCGAAUCUUGUACUUACCAGUACUAGUUGUAGUACUCGAACGUACUAGAAAGAGAAAGUUGAGAAGAUGAUCGCGCUCUCUCCCAAUACCAGAGGUGGCAUCCACCGCGAUGCAACGAGGGUGCAUGCGUCUGCGGUUGUUAUGGAUGAAAUAUCCUCGAAGUCUCAAAAUGAGCAAGUAUUAGGUUUAGACUUAAUGUCAAAGUCCUGUGAUUUCUAAUUUCAUAAAAAUUUUGUUUUUAGUAGUUUUUACGGCUCCACCUCCACUGGAAUCAAUUUCCUAGUCUUUUGUUUUUUCCUAGUUUUUAGGGCUCCACCUCCACUGGAAUCAAUUUUAGGAAAUGGGAGAUGCAUAGCGCUAAGUUCGUAAUCGUAGGUCUCUUUUUAGAUCACGUUUUUACUCGCUUUCUUGAUUUCUUUCGGUGAGAUGUGAAGCCGCUAAUCUACGCCACGCUGACGAAAUCGAGAAGCUUCUUACGCAAAUCGUCAGAGAAUUUCCCAAGAUCGGGUACACGCAGGGAAUGAAUGACGUAAGCUGUUACUUUACGAUGAUGAAGAUGUACUAGAUCUCUACUAGCUACUGCUAAUGCUACUACGUACUACUCUAUGAUGAUGACUACUACCACUACUACUACGUACCCAGCAGAGGGCAGUGUUAGGUUAGAAGUCUCCAGGUAACAGGAUCCACGUUCGCCUUGAUAUGAAAUUGAUAUAAUUCGCAUCAUCAUCAUCAUCACCAUGACCAUCAUCAUCAUCACCACCAUCAUGGUCAUCUUGUUCCUUUGAUGUGACUGGGGUCACCCUUCCGGCGGUUUUGGCACACAAAAAAUACAAUGCUCAGGUAGCAGGGUCCCUGAUUUUGAAUUCUGCGAGAACGGGUCUUGGGCUCGCGGAAACGACACCGCUAGAAGACUUUCGUAGCCUUCUGCGUACUUGUGGCGGCUUUUGGAGUGAAGGGGUAUGGUUGGAUGAUGAUUCACAAGUUGUUGAAUAUGUAGUAAGCUUGUACAGUAUGUAUCCAAGAUAUAAAUAAGAUGUUGGGUGUGGAAGGAUGGAUAUCAAUAAGAAUAAGCUGAAGCUUACAAUGUAAGUAAUGAUAAUCGGGUGUAGUUGAAUGUGUUGAAUAAGCCCCCUACGCACAGUAUGUAUGAUUGGCUUUUGAAACAAGUAGAAAUUGAAAUCGACUCAGCGGUUCAAAACGUGACACGAGCAAGGAAUUCCUGUUUGCUCACGCUUCCACUUUGACUUGCACUUGUUUGAUUUAAUCGAAUUGAUUUUUCGUACUAAUAUGGCUUCUUAGGACUUUUUAGGUAGUUGAGUAAGGACUACAAAACGAAGCGAACGCAUGGGCUCUGUUUUAUUUGAGAACCACAACCACUACCUACUUAGUAGGGUCUGUGGUUAAGUAAUUAGCUAGCUACUACCUACUAUUAGCGGCCACUAACGAACUACUUAGUUGGGUUAUGGUUAACUACUACUACGUACUACUACACAGGCAACACCUCCUCCAUCAUGCUUCACAUCUGAUGCCGCUGAUGCAUGAGGGUGUUAUGCAUCUGUCGACGAUGAUAGAGGCACACUUGCCGGACUUAGCUCAGCUUAAGGCUACAAGAAGUCCAUCUUCACAGAUCUUGGCCCCGUUUUUCAAGGGAAAAGGGGACGGAAGAUGCUGGCGAAGAUGGAUUUCUCCCAGUUCUAAGCAACACUGGAAGCGACACGAGGUUCAAUUAAUGACGAUCGUGCCUAGUGGAUUACUGACGCUUUUUUCCCAGUGGUUCGGACCGGAUCACACAGUACGAAGCGGGCUCGUCAACUUUGUACUUAAGACCCGUUAAGAACUUUGUCCGUAAGACUCGUAAACUUGGUGCUUAAGACAACUCGUAGACUUUGCGCUUAGAGCUUGUUUUUACCCAAAUUACCUCAGGAAUCCAUGGACUUUUGGUAAGCUCUAACGUAUUCAGGCAGAAAUACGCUGGCGCACUUGCAUUGGUGCUCGCAACUUUUGAAGUUAUGGCUAGUAAAAACGAGAAGCCUGAUGCCGAUCCACUUUGAUGUUCUCUCAAAAGAUGAUAACAAAACUCCAAGCAACACUGUGUAAUUAAAAGGAACAUACAAUAGAUUGGUUUGAGAAUAGAUGAAAGCCAGCACCUUCUGCGGCAGCAAGUUUAUUUCGACCCAAGUUGGGUCUGUGGACGAAUAGCUAGUGCUUCCAACAAAAGCCUGCGUAAAAACGGCAUCCUAGAGAGGGACUUCGAGGAUACCUGUGUCUGGUUUCACCGCGAUAUGGCGAGUCGCUUGGUCUAUUCCCCAGAGCACCACAACUUCGUUGAUGCUUAUGGCUAAGCUUAACAUUUUCUUCUCAGUUUGUCCUUGUAAUCUUGUUGGUUCUGUUGACCAUAUAUAAGGAAGAUAGCCAUUAAAUAACCGGUUAAUUUUUCCGUCGUAUCCUAGCCUAGGUAGGUCCCACCAGGCCAUCUACAUGGAAGAUAGCCAUCUUGUUUCAUUUUCAGUCCUGCUUCCUUACACUCCGCACCAAACGCGCCUUCGCGACGCCAUGUAAAAGACAACUUCUAGGACAACUACUUAUAAUUGCUUUAUAAGUAUAUCAGAACACAUUGACACACUGCGGGAACUGUUUUGUCCCGCCAUUAGGCUAGUAGACCUAGUUGGGACGCGAUGACGAUGAUGCACAUGCAUCAUAAUUAAAACACCACUUGGGGAUGGCGUUGCUCCUCUAAUUUUACGUCGUUCGGGAUGCUGAGAGCAAGUGGCUGCAGAUAGUAUUAAGGCUUCGCUGAAUUCAUCUUGAUAGGCAUCUUGGAAGCAUUUUCCCAGUGGGCCCACACCUAACCUAACCUAGCGUUUGGUAAGGGAAAAUGGCAACCAAGAUGCUCUUCGGGCUGAAUAUCGGCCACCAGGUCUAAUAGUACAUCGGGAGCUUAGCCUUGGUCAGCCAGAACCGAAUCGAGAACCCAAUACCUCGACCUCACCAAAAUCAUUAUGACUAAUAUGAGUACCAAGUUGGAUGUGAUGCUUAUACCACCUGCUCAAUGAUUUAGUGUUGGCGCUAAAUGCUAGUACAACACUUGUUAGUAGGAUGUUGACUUAGGAGGUGCUAAAUGCUAGUAGGAUGUUGACGUAGAACAUCUCCUCCACUUCAUUGCUCUAACUCAUCUCGGUGUAGAGCGAAGCUUUGCUGGCGUUGGCUUGAAUAAGGGAGACCACGCAGCAAAUCCUAGCGAGUUUGCAGUGACAACCAGCGGUCCCAGUUUAUGGCCACCUGGACAAAUAACCCGUAGUAGACACGUCUGCCAUAGUGGAGCACGAAACUAGAUGAAUCCACGCACUAAGCUAUGCUAUACAAUGACGGCGCGAAGGGUAGUGGAGCACUCACUUCAUUCUCCAUGGUGCGUGUUCAAUUUGCUAGGUAUCUGUUGGAAAUUCUAAAAAUUGGUCUGACGUCAUCUGGUGGGACGAGGGGAUAUAGUGAUCAUAUCUUUGGCACUAGCAGUAGCUCGACGAGCAGAGUGGUGCCCCUCACCGAAAGAAACCUGAGCACCUACAUCGAGAAUAAUAAUCAUUAUGAACGAUGCUGUCUAGUACAUCGAGAAUAGCUUUUCUAUUUGAGCACCCACGUCGAGACUAGCUUUUCUAUUUGCGCACCUACAUCGUCAUAAUCCUGUAUAACUGUUCUACUUCAUCUCAGAGUCAUCUCAGGGACCGUUCUUCUUUUCGUUUGUCCACCGUUCUUUUCUACGUCAUCAAAGCACGACUUCUACUCAUCUAAGUAGCUACCACUUCCACACCUGCAGCAACGAUCACUCAGCCGGAGCCGCCUCCGUCGUUGAGGGAUCACGUUCCUAGGGACGCGGGAGCGCCCGCCUUUUCGUAUGACGGUGGGCAAGGAUUUCUGUUGAGGCCAUCUGAACUCUUAAACUUGUUGUGUCUGGUCGUGCGUGAACAUCUUAGUAAGAAGCAUAGUUUUAUUCAGGGAUUAAGUUACUCAGAAGAAUAGUUACUAAAGCCGUAGAUUCAUUCCCGUAAUUCUCGGCUCUUAUCUCAAGCUUACCAGUUAUUUUUAUCUGAUGAUCUUCAAGAUCAACAGGAAAAGAAAUGCUGUUCCCUCUAAUCAGACCGCCGGGUCGUGGUGGGAGUGACUCAUAUCAUGCUGGUAUGCAGCAAGGCGGAGCAUCGAAUAGUGUUAGCGUAUCGAAGAUUCAAGGGAAUCAAGGUACUUGUGAUUGAAGACUUUUGUAGAACCAGAACACCAAGACGUAGGGAUAGGGUAUUGAUAUGCUUUGAAGCGUGCUAGCUUUUACUUUUAGAAGAUGUAGCAUAUAAACAGGACGAUAAUUUAUGAAUGACAUUAAGCUGGUGCUGGAAAGUACUAAAUGUAUAAUUUUAGAUAUAGAGCAUCAUUUUGCGUGACUGCUCCAUAACUUUGUCGACAACUACCUGAAAGGCUCCAACAGGACAGUCGUAUAAUCCUUAUCCUAGAGGCCUCCACGCCUUGAAAAAAAAACCAUCACCAGCCGCGCCGUCAGAGCAGUCGGAGAGUGUAAAGCAUUACUUGAUUCGCCCAGGAGCUAAGCGGGAUGAGCGAGACAGCCGCUUUUUAGAGCGUCUUUAUUUAAGGCCUGUGAAGGAAAUAGAUAUAGAAUACAUCUGUCUCCAAAGCCAUUUGUGAAAAGAAAUCAAGCUACCUGCAUUGGACCAGGGUAGUCUACAUUUGUAGCUACCUUGUACUACACCCCUCUAAUGUAUUCUGACAAUGGUGCAGGAUCGCCGAGUAUAGGAGAUCGGGCUUCUUCUAUGGGAGGAAGCAAUCUUGUUGCACAGCAGACAACCCCCGGAUUUGCACAACAAACAACUCCCGGAGGCAGCUCUAGUAUCAACAUUAAGGCUUGAGGAAGUCCAUCCUCCGCAGCACUUUGCUGCCGUUUUGCAGGGAAAACGGGCACGAAGAUACUCACCAAGAUGGAUUUUUGCAAGGUCUAACAGCAACAUUCUCGCUAAUGGAGGAAGAGAUGGCGGAGUACCUCUGACUACGACCAUGGGGAUGAGAAGAGCACCAGGCAAUGGUAAUGCCUCGCCUCUUUCUGUUCCUCCUGUUGUAUUAAGGGUAGUUUAUCACUGUCCCACGUGGACUAUACUGUAAGUGAAUUCCCUCCUGAUCUGAAGGGGAAAGUAAAGGUGGAAGAGGGCUCCGCACUCGAGCAGGGAUAGUGAUAAACUACCUCUAAUGGUAGAGCCUCCUGUUGGAGGACCUCCUGUUCCUGUUGGAGCAGCCUCCUCUGGAACACAACAUCAACCUGCAAUUGCACCGCCUUCAGGAUUACGGCUCGAUGCAAUUCAUUUCCAAGGGUCUCUUUCUUCGGUUUUCUUCUUAGGAGAUUCUGAUGAAGAAAUGAAGGCAGGAUUCCGAGAAAUUGCUUUGAGCUCUAACAGGAGGGGAGAGGAACAGAGUCGAGCAACUGGAACAGCAGCUGCGCAAUGUGACGGCCACGAAUGACCACACUGUAUGACAGCAGGAAUGAAGUAUAAAGGCAUUUGCACAACUAUUGACUUCAACUGUCUAGCAGCUAGGUCUAGGUAGCAGCUAGACAGUUGAUUGUAAAUGUAAUGAAUGCUUUUGUCUUUUUCUGUCUUUCUCUGGUCUUUGUUUUUUCUAGCUUUUUAGGUGUGCUCCUCCACAAUUAUUUCAAAUAUCCUUUAGUAGUCAAGUACUAGCAUCAGAUCUGUGUUGUGUCUGUGUACUACUUGUGAUGUUGAUCUUCUUGGUGGAGAUUCUUUCACUUAGUUUUGAUUUUGUGGACUUAUGGUGACCACCCCACUUCAUCGCUCGUGGCAGAACUGGCCAGCACAAAGACGGAACGGAAUAAGUUCAGGGAUGAACGAGAUAAGUCCGAUGCUCGCGUGAAGGAGCUGGAGAGCAAGAUAGCGAGCCAAGAAAAAUUAAGGCCUCUCAACGCCUUCAAGCUUCUAUCCACUAGUGUUUUCAUUUCUCCUUCUUCAUGUUGCUGCUCAUCUUUCCUCUUUCUUUACGAACGACACAUCCACAGAUAUAUUGAAAACGAAAUGAGUAGGUCCUAUAGGGUAUACCUAUAUUACUUCUUCAUUCAUCUACGAAGAGAAAUCAGUAAGAGUAUGUUCACGUGGUUCAGUUCCCACUUCUAGUUCUAAGAGAAAUCAAAGAGUAUUGCAUGCUCAGAUAACUACUGAGUACAACUAAAUAGGUAGCUACCUUGUAGUACAAGGGGUUGCGCUACCAAGAUCGCGUGGGACUAGGUGUAGUACAAGGGGUUGCGCUACCAAGAUCGCAUGGGACUAGGUCAUAUCCGUAUCCCUGGUCUAACUAGGUCCUCGUCAUAUCAUCAUAUCCUUUUCUGUCCUCUAACAUUCGAAAUCAAGGAGUACGCCCAGAUGGUUCAGAAUAGUUACAAUGAAAUCUGCAAAAAAAACGACGACGAGGUGAUGUUCAAGAACCGGAUCCAGUCGUUGGAGAAAGAUUGCGAUUUUGCAGCAGAAGAAGAAGUAGUGAAGGAGGUAAAUAAGUUUAAGAAGCUGAAUGACGUAGAGGCUUUAUUUUGUCCUAGUAAACUACAUUGGUAGAGGUUUAGGCCCAGCGGCGCUCAAAGCACUAAGUAAGACAGCCGGUUAGUUUUCACCUCGACAAUAUUAGACUUAUCCCGUGCAGCACUACAUUGGUAGAGGUUUUUUGUCCUAGGUACUUUGUGCCAGUAAGUAGAACUAAUUGGGACACCAUGACGAUGAAGAGGCGAAUAAGUUUAAGGACGAGGCUAUAAAUAUCUUACAUAUAAUAAUGUCCUCGCUGCAACAGCACACUGUCUGCUUUUAGUGUAAAUCUCGAAGUGAAGGAGGUGAAUAAGUUUAAGAAGCUGAAUGAUGUGGAGGCUUUUUGUUAGAGAGAAUAAGUUUAAGGACGGGGGGGCUGUAAAUAUAUCUUACAUAUGUCCUCGCAACAGCACACUGAUUCGAAGCAUGUUUAGUUCAUCGUUCCUCUCCUCGAAGGUGCACAACUUUUAAGUGCUCUAGUAUCUUCGGAAGGCUACUUGAGACGCCAUGAUGAUGAUGCUCCUCUAAUAACUUCCUGGAUGAGUAUCAUGAGAUUUUUGAGACCUUGGGAGGCUCAGGCGCAGAAGAUAACAUAGGGUUCGAAGACUCCGUUAGGGGUUGGCUGAAAGACGGACGUCAGACACAAUUUGGACGCUUUGUGCGACACUUGAUAUUAUGGCUGUUUGAAGAUAUUAUCACAGAUUGAUCAAGGACUAUAGGGUUAGUAGUACAUUCCAUCUACUUGUCACAGAUUGAUUGGCCGCCGCUCGUUAGAUAGACGGCCGCAUACAGUUGAUUCACAUUUUUCUCCAGUCAAAAACGAGAACUUUAUUUGUCUUAUUAGUUAAAUUAUGUUUCAUUUCCAAGAGGACGAGGAGCAAGAGCAAAAUUCUCACCUUCUAAUGCCGGUUCUGAAUCAAAGAAGGAUACUCCAGCUCUGUGGACUGUGCCUAUCGUUCAAAGCAGAGAAGGAGCACUACGUUAAGAAGUAGAGAUAGGAACACUUACACUACGCUAUGAAGUGGAAGAUGAAGUAGAGCACUAGGCUACGAUCUCUGAAAGAAGUAGUAGAGCGAUAAAGUUGUAGAACACUACGUUACGACUUCUGGAUGACAUGACAGACAAACUGAGAAAGGAGACAGCGAUAUUCUACUUAUGAUACUACAUGAAGUCUAGAAGUAGUACGCGGUAGUACAGUCUAACUCAUAUAAAAAGAAAAUAGUCAUAGCCAUAGACUGGUUAAUUUUUCCCUCAUUUUCUAGGUCUAUCCCACCAAGCAAAAUAGUGAGAGACCAAAACUGUGAAUGCUUCACAGUCCUUAAGAAAUAUCGACUUCCUGCCCCUUCUCAUAGUCGUGAACGCUCGCCUUUUCGAGGCGAGCCAAUUCCUAUCUUCUUCUAUCCUCUCCUAGAAGAGUUUGCUUCUCUAAAUUCUAGAAGAGCUUGCAGACGCAGUUCCAGCGAGUAAAGGACAUGGAAGGAGCGUUGCGCCAAAGCCGAGGUUCGUAAAAGAGUUUUCUCUUUGUCGAGGUCACUUUGCUUAUAGCAUGAAGAUGAAAAAGAAGAAAGAAAAGCUAGACCUGCAUUUCGUCAGAGAUGCUACACCCAGAUUUGAGCCCUAUCUCAGAAGUCUCUAUCUUCCAUGUCAACAACCAGGUGCCGACUAUCUUGAUAGCAGCGGCACAUCUGUGCAGCAAGGCCAAGCGCAACAACACCAAGCCGCAGCGCAACAACACCAAGCCCAAGCGGAACUCGUUAAUCAUUACGGCUUUAUUACGUAGAGACAUAAUAUCAGAUUUAGUAGCUCCAUUCCAAAUCCAACGACAUCGAGGUGUUGUGUCAACAACUUUAGAAAUGAGUGAGAGCAGGUCAUCUACUUUUACUACUAGAUGAUUAGAUGCUCCAGAACACCCACGAAAAAAAUAAGUCCCCUUGAAUAUAAUUUAGAUUUACUUAUGUGUUGGGGCCCCGUUAUAUAAUUAUCGUAGAAAAAUAGGCCCCCUUAUAAUUGAAGGAGAUCAACGAAACCUACUUUUUCCAGUGAAAUAUAUCAGGACAGUUUCUAUCGAAUUACUCAAAAUAUGUCACCUUACAAAGAUCAGGACAGUUAUCUAGCCUUCUCGAAUUAACCUAACCUAACCUUGACAUAACCUAACCUAAUCUUAUCGAAUUACUCCCGCUCACCUCUUCGUUCUAAAAUUGGAUCGAAGUUUUAAAGGCCAGGAUCCAAGAACUAGAGGCUACAAAUGGCGAACUAGGACGCAAUCAGAGUAGCCAAGAGACGGCCAACGCCCAGCUAGCCGAAGAGCUUGCCCGAAUGAAAAGCUACACCUUUUCGCCGACUGCGGCCGCUUCUGUUAUGCUUGUUUGAUGAGAAUUGAUGCAGAUGCUAAAUGAAAACGUAGUGGAUCGUGUUUUCACCAGUGACAUUCAACAACACUAGUGGAUAGUUGUUCAUGGACACUGAGUACUGAAUACUGAUAAUGUUGACAAAUAAAGGGGUAACCAUGUCCGAGAACAGCAAUCUAUCAUCAAAUAAGUAGCUGUCGCCCCUGCUUACAACAAAUAUGUAGUUGCCACUGUUCUAGUACCUCCUAUCCUAUCUUGCUAUCCUAUCCUAUCCAAUCCUAUCAAAGGCACCCGCCGCCCUAUCCCAUCCUCCUGCUUGCUCUAAAAAGAAAAGGAGUCCAGCUGGUGGGCCUGUCGUUUCGUCGUUUGGUGGAGGGCGUAUUUCUCUCUUUGCUGGCGUUGCGGGAACAAGUGGUGGUGGCCCAAUUCAACUCGGGACGAAUCAACCACUAGCACAGUACAGAAGGCCGAUGCCUGGUGGUAGCUUUGCGGGAACCAACAGCUUCGGUCCUCCACAAGCAUAGCUCGUUAGCAGGAUUGUCGCUACACGAACAUUUAGAGAUGACCACUGAGAAUAUAGUCUUCGACAGUACAACCCGCCACAAGUACUACAAGUACUUUUUAUGAUGUUUACAACCGAUGAAGAUCAUCAACAUUUUUAGCAUACAGCGUAGCAUUUUUACGAUUACCAAGCGUUUAUCAAAAGCUGAAAAGUGUAACACUCGCAUUGAGCAUAAAAAUGAAAGAUUAAAUGCAACGAGAAUACGAACUCGAGAAGCUUCGAGCUCGCAUUUCGAAGCCUAAGAAAGUGUAGGCGCCAGCACAAGAACAAACUCCGAGACAUAGAUCAAGAGAGAUAGACCACCUUCAGCGUAGUGCAAUAGAGAUAGACUCUCAUGCUUAUGCGAACAAGGUUCAAGUUAUUUUUACGAUUACGUCCAAGGGCUUCGAAGAUGUUUUUCUUUGUCUUACGAUUGAUUCAGAGAUAUUCGCUAUUUUCAGGCUUACAAUUGCAAACAUACCAUAGGACAUGGUCCUCUAUAGUGAUGUGCUACGAAUGGUUAAAAUAAGUACAUGUAAAUGACUUUUUACCCAUGCUAGUUGUUAACUGAAGAUCACAAUUCCAUACCAUGCAUUUGAUUGCACAGCUACACGAGUGACUCAUCUUGAAGAUUUCAUGUGCAUACUCAUCCUGGCUGAUCAUGUUAUGCUAAAAACUUGGUGACCAACAUUCAUAUAAUCAUGUUAGCAUACCGAAUGCACUUGUAUAACAUCACUUUGUACUAGCGCUAGGGCGUGGGCUUCCACGAGGAUGCAAAACUAAAAAUGCUAGUUGUUGACUAUUCUAGUUAUUCUUCUAUGAGCUGCUUCUUUUCCCAGAGCACUUCUAUGGUCACAUUCCUGGAGCGCCUAUUCGUUGCAAUCUCCCAUCACCGCGACGUCGGCGUCGUCCACAACCAACUACAGCGAGCUUGUUCCUUCUUUUCACAGAGGACUAACAUCAGUAUCCAGUGUGCGCCUCAAAGUAUUCAUAUUCUUC